This is a messenger RNA of Miscanthus lutarioriparius, 768 nucleotides long. NCBI's taxonomy places the organism in Eukaryota, Viridiplantae, Streptophyta, Magnoliopsida, Poales, Poaceae. The record is from the annotation of a GenBank genome assembly.
AUGUCGUCGUCGUCCACCCGAGGAGGCGAGACCCCUGGCGGCGGCGGCGGCCAUGCCCAUGGCCCGCCCGUCCAUGAGCUGGAGACCCACCUCGACGCUCGCCAGACGGAGGAAUCGCGAACGCGGAGGGGGCGCGCCCACCGCGAGCAGCCUCGGCGGCCGUACAACUUCAGGAGGAGGCACCGGUCGGGCGCGCUGGAGUGGGCGGCGGCGGUGCUGUUCACGGUGCUGGCGGUGGUGGUGCUGGUGGGCGCCGUGUCCAUUCUGGUGGUGGUGCUACUGCUGCAGCCCCGCGCGCCGUACGUGGCGGUGCGGGCGGCAAGCCUGGACAGGCUGGUGUACGACCAGCUCGGGGCGCUUGACGACGUGCAGAUUUCGCUCCGCGUGGAGGCCCGCAACGACAACGCACACUCCGCGGCAACCUUCUCCCGCCUCGAGUGUCGGCUCGCGUUCGCCGGCGCGACGCUCGCGGUGCUGCGCGCCGACACGUUCCGUGUGCCUGCAAGGGGCGCCCUCCCGUUGGCGUACGUGGCGCGCGCGCAAGGCGCCCCGCUCGGUAACGUCGGGAGCGCCGCCAUGGAGGCCGCGCUCCGCGACGGCGUCGUGCCGUUCGGGGUGGAGGGGGAGGCCAGGACACGCUGGAAGGUCGCCGGGCUCGUCGCCAUCAACCAGUGGACGCGGCUCGCGUGCCAAAUCCGCUUCUUCUGGCCCAACGGCACCGCGCUCGCCUUCAAAUGCAGCUCCAAGUCUAAGUUUUUAUUCUUCUGA